GAGACGCUGUCCUGACGUAGAGGCAAAAUGUUAAAGUUUUGGACGAGCUCGCAUCGAAAAUAUGCGUCGGGCAGCGAUGGAGCUGCUGGAGCCAUGGACAACCCGGGUUACUGCAGCGGCAGCUUCGACGGCCUCCAGCACCCCAGCGACGACGAUGAUGACGAGAUGGUGGACAUCGCAGGAGCCACGCUGGACUUUUCCACCACAGACGACGUCCCUCCUCUCAGCUCAGCUGAUAACGAUGAGUGUAGCAGCAAUAGAGCAGCCGGGAUGAACGGGAGCGGUCCCACGAAGCUCGUGAACCCUCUGGAGGACCCGCUGCCUGGAGUGGGAACCUAUGAAGACUUCAAUACCAUCGACUGGGUCAGAGAGAAGAGCAAAGACCGAGACAGACACAGAGAGAUCACCAAUAAGAGCAGGCAGUCGACUGUAGCUCUGCUGCACAGCAUCAGCGAUGCCUUCUCUGGGUGGCUGCUCAUGCUGCUGGUGGGACUCAUGGCAGGUGCUCUCGCCGGUGGCAUCGACAUUGCAGCCCACUGGAUGACGGACCUGAAAGAAGGGAUUUGUCUCAUCGGGUUCUGGUUCAACCACGAGCACUGCUGCUGGACGUCCAACGAGACGACGUUCCAGGAGAGGGACCGGUGCCCUCAGUGGCAGAGCUGGGCCGAACUCAUUACAGGAACCUCCGAGGGAGCGUUUGCUUACAUAGUGAACUACCUGAUGUACAUAGUUUGGGCGUUGCUCUUCUCGUUCUUGGCCGUGGCUCUAGUCAGGGCCUUCGCUCCAUAUGCAUGUGGAUCAGGAAUACCAGAGAUUAAAACAAUCCUGAGUGGAUUUAUCAUCCGUGGCUACCUGGGGAAGUGGACCCUGAUCAUUAAGACCAUCACCCUGGUUUUAGCCGUCUCCUCGGGGCUCAGUUUAGGGAAGGAGGGCCCUCUGGUCCACGUCGCAUGUUGCUGUGCUAAUAUCCUCUGUCAUCUGUUCACCAAAUACCGCAAGAACGAGGCCAAGAGGCGAGAGGUAUUAUCAGCGGCGGCAGCUGUCGGCGUGUCGGUGGCUUUCGGCGCUCCGAUCGGAGGAGUCCUCUUCAGUCUGGAGGAGGUGAGUUAUUACUUUCCCCUGAAGACGCUGUGGCGUUCCUUCUUCGCUGCCCUGGUGGCCGCCUUCACUCUGCGCUCCAUCAACCCAUUUGGAAACAGCCGCCUGGUGCUGUUCUACGUGGAGUUCCACGCUCCGUGGCACCUAGUAGAGCUGGCUCCUUUCAUCCUGCUGGGGAUCUUCGGCGGCGUGUGGGGGGCUCUAUUUAUCAGGGCCAACAUCGCCUGGUGCAGGAGACGCAAAACCACCCGCCUCGGGCACUACCCCGUCAUCGAGGUGCUGGUGGUUACCGCCCUGACCGCUCUGCUGGCCUACCCGAACAGUUACACCAGGAUGAGCGGAGCAGAGCUCAUUUCUGAGCUGUUCAACGACUGCUCGCUGCUGGACUCCUCUCAGCUCUGUGGCUACAAACAGCCAGUCAACGCGUCCGAAACAGGUGUAGGAAACAGCCUGGCCGACCGGCCGGCUGGAGAAGGUCUGUACACGGCUCUGUGGCAGCUGGCUCUGGCUCUGAUCUUCAAGGUGCUGGUCACUGUGAUUACCUUUGGCAUGAAGGUUCCCUCGGGUCUCUUCAUCCCCAGCAUGGCGGUGGGAGCGAUAGCCGGCAGGCUGCUGGGUGUGGGCAUGGAGCAGCUGGCUUACUACAACCACAACUGGCUCAUCUUCAGGGGGUGGUGCACCCCUGGAGCAGACUGCAUCACUCCGGGGCUUUACGCCAUGGUUGGAGCUGCUGCUUGUUUAGGUGGAGUUACUCGUAUGACCGUGUCGUUAGUCGUCAUCAUGUUUGAGUUGACUGGAGGUUUGGAGUACAUCGUCCCCCUCAUGGCUGCCACCAUGACCAGCAAAUGGGUGGCAGAUGCCUUCGGCAGAGAGGGAAUCUACGAGGCUCACAUACGGCUAAACGGUUACCCAUUCCUGGAGCCAAAAGAGGAGUUUGAGCACAGCAGCCUUGCUGUGGACGUGAUGAGGCCGAGGAGGGGGGACCCCGCGCUGGCCGUGCUCACACAGGACGGCAUGACCGUAGGGGAAGUGGAGACCUUGGUGGAGAGCACUCGCUACAGUGGUUUCCCUGUGGUGGUGUCUCAGGAGUCCCAAAGGCUGGUGGGCUUUGUGCUCAGAAGAGACCUGCUCAUAUCAAUAGACAACGCCAGGAAGUGUCAGGACGGCAUCGUCAGCGCCUCCCUGGUGGUGUUUACAGAAUACACCCCGCCGCAGCCGCCCGAAGCUCCGCCUUUCCUUCGCCUAAGAAGCAUCCUGGACCUGAGUCCCUUCACCGUCACCGACCACACACCCAUGGACAUCACUGUGGAUAUUUUCAGGAAAUUGGGGCUUCGCCAGUGUCUGGUUACACACAACGG
This is a messenger RNA of Nematolebias whitei (Rio pearlfish), 2456 nucleotides long. Its product is annotated as H(+)/Cl(-) exchange transporter 5. Lineage: Eukaryota; Metazoa; Chordata; Actinopteri; Cyprinodontiformes; Rivulidae. Gene Ontology annotation, molecular function: voltage-gated chloride channel activity. The record is from RefSeq and is a predicted model, not a curated record. Gene Ontology annotation, cellular component: Golgi apparatus; early endosome; synaptic vesicle. Gene Ontology annotation, biological process: transmembrane transport; chloride transport.